AUGUCGUCCUUCAUCUCCUUACUCGGGCUGGACGAUCCCAAAAAUCAACUCAGUUUAGCCUCUAUCUGCGGCAUAUUCUUCCUCCUCGGCUGGUUUCUGCUCUUCUUCACUGAGCUCAGCGUGGUCAAGAAGUUCUCCAAUGCAAUCCAUCUCCUCGGACAAUUCGCCUACUCAUGCUUCCUCAAGCCUCACACUGGUGACGGUACGGGCAACCAGCAGGAUGCUCUGGAAAGCUUCUACUCUUCGCAAGCCUCCAUCUACGAUGCCACACGAUCCAAGCUCUUGCAGGGUCGGGAAGACAUGCUGGCGAUUGUAGCUGCUCAAGUCAAAUAUCGACGAGAGACUGGCCAAAUCUCCCACAAGCCCAUUUGGGUGGACGUCGGUGGAGGUACGGGAUGGAACAUUGAACAGAUGGGUCAACAUCUUGAUGUCCCGGAUUUCUUCCACGCGGUAUAUCUGGUCGAUCUCAGCUCCUCGCUUUGCGAAGUUGCACGCCAGCGAUUCUCACGACUCGGCUGGAAGAACGUUCAUGUCAUCUGUCAGGAUGCAAGAACUUUCCGUCUUGCGGAUCACGAAGCUGGUGUUGGCGAGGAGAAGCGCGAGUUCAGUAUUGGUCGACCGGCGUAUGAGGAAGAUGCACGUGAUAGUGUCGGAGCCGAUGUCCUUACCAUGUCUUACAGCUUGAGCAUGAUUCCCGAGUUUCACCMCGCGAUUGACAGCGUUUCGAACCUUUUGGCUCCAAAUGGUAUCGUUGGUGUUGUGGAUUUCUACGUCCAAAACCAGAUUGAGUUCGCAGGCCGCAACUACACUGGUGGUAGUAUCGACAGGCAUUGCAUGUGGAUCAGCCGUGUCUUUUGGAGAACCUGGUUCGAGCUUGACCGGGUCAACUUGGACUCUGCUCGAAGAGAUUAUAUGGAGUACAAGUUUGGAACCAUCAUCAGCACAAACCGCAGAUGCCGUCUUUUUGGAUUCCGCAUCCCAUAUUACAUCUUUGUCGGUUGCACCCGAAGCACGAUCAACCCAAUGCACCAACUCGCAUCCGUCGACGCCGCAGCGACCGAAUCUCCCUUCAUCAGCGCGCUUGAUAUUCWUGCACAGAGCUUGACCCGCCGACGAAGCUCCAGCACCGAACGUCGAAGCAAAGCAUACGAUACCGCGGUAGUGAACCUCGCAGCCAGCCUCCCUCUUCCCGCCGCAUACUAUCAAAACAACAAGACGCGCAUCUACUACGAUGAUACUCUACAAAAGCAUCGCCAAUUCGGUGAUGAGUACAUCUACGCAUUCACGUGGGAGGACAAUCGUAUGGACUCCCGGUUGUUGAAGAUCACCUCGGAGGAUGUCAUCCUUGCCAUUACCAGCGCAGGCGACAAUAUCCUCAGCUAUGCUCUCGAACGACCAAAGAGAAUCCACGCCGUGGACCUCAACCCGAACCAGAACCAUCUUCUUGAAUUGAAAGUUGCCGCCUUCCGCAGUCUUGAAUAUGAAGAUGUCUGGAAGAUGUUUGGCGAGGGUAAACAUGAGAACUUCCAACAACUUCUCCUCGAGCGUCUAUCACCACACCUCUCCUCCCACGCCUUUGACUAUUGGCUUCACGUCGGUCCUUCAGCCUUUUCCGGAAAGGGCUUGUACUUUACAGGUGGCAGCCGUCACGCUCUCAAACUCGUCCAAUGGCUCGGCAGUCUUCUAGGCAUCCGCAACGACAUGAAGAAGCUUGGUGAAGUUCAAACUCUCGCCGAGCAGCGAGAGAUCUGGACCAAACGUGUCCGUCGUGUUCUCCUCUCCCAACUCCUUGCAUACUUUGUCGUGGGCUCCGAGCGGUUUCUGUGGAAAGCCCUCGGGGUGCCAGGCGAGCAAAGAGCCAUGAUUGAAGAAGAUUACAAACGCCAACAAAAAGGAACCCCGACUACAGGCGAGGAGAAGAGUGGUGAGGGUAGACCCGGUGCUGUCGGCGCCACGAAAUCCGGCCAAGCGAUUUGGAAUUAUGGAGUUGAGACUCUCGAUCCCGUCGCUAAUGAGACGCUGUUGAGUGAAGAUAACCACUACUACCUCCUCUGUUUGUUAGGCCACUACACCCGCCGCUCACACCCAACCUACCUAACCCCCAAAUCCCACACCAAACUCUCCCAACCCCCAGCCCUCUCGAACCUCCGGAUCCACACAGACGAACUCUCCGAAGUGUUCGCACGCAUGCAACCCGAAGCCCUGACGAUUGCCGUUUUGAUGGAUAGUAUGGAUUGGUUUGACCCCUUGGGUGAGGAAGCAGCGAUGCAAUGUCGAGCCGUGAAUCGCGCCAUGAAAGUCGGAGGCAGAGUGCUCAUUCGGAGUGCGGGACUUUGGCCUUGGUAUGUGGGAGUUUUUGAGGGGGAGGGGUUUGUGGGGAAGAGGGUUGCUUGUAGGGAAAAGGGGGGGUGUACGGAUCGGGUUAACAUGUAUGCUAGUACGUGGAUUUUUACUAAGGUUAGGUGA
Messenger RNA from Ramularia collo-cygni, 2466 nucleotides. Its product is annotated as related to S-adenosylmethionine:diacylglycerol 3-amino-3-carboxypropyl transferase. The coding region runs from base 1 to 2466 and encodes 821 amino acids. NCBI's taxonomy places the organism in Eukaryota, Fungi, Ascomycota, Dothideomycetes, Mycosphaerellales, Mycosphaerellaceae. The transcript is spliced from 2 exons. The record is from RefSeq and is a predicted model, not a curated record.